UGAUCGCAUGAUUUUUGUGAAAUUCAUGUAGGCGCAAAUCGAUUUUUGAAAGUCGACUUGACGAAAGUGAUCCGCUGAACGUACCCAUAAACAAGAUCGGAAUCUGCAGAGAGGAGAAAUCAAUCAUAGCUCACUGUGUUCCGGCUCUGCGGUUCUCAUGUGGUGCACGGGAUAAAGUUUGCACAGUCCGGAAUGCGCGAGACCAAAUUCGUCUGUUGGUUGGGUCAACAAUAGUUAUCGUAGUAUUGAGUUUUAGGCACCACCAGCAUCACUAGUACCAGGCAAACGAGGAAACCGAAGUUACGACGGGCUUGUUUGUCUGCAUUCUGCAGGGAAUGUCUCACAAGGAGAGACCCACUUUCUACCGACAGGAGCUCAACAAGACGAUAUGGGAGGUCCCGGAGCGGUACCAGACCCUGUCCCCGGUCGGCUCGGGAGCCUACGGAUCCGUCUGCUCGUCAUACGACGUGAGGUCGGGGCUGAAGAUCGCGGUGAAGAAGCUGUCGAGGCCGUUCCAGUCCAUCAUGCACGCUAAGAGGACUUACAGAGAACUACGACUCCUCAAACACAUGAAACACGAGAACGUGAUCGGCCUGUUGGAUGUGUUUACGCCCGCUACCAGCCUAGAGGAGUUCAACGAUGUGUACCUGGUGACCCACCUGAUGGGGGCGGACCUCAACAAUAUCGUCAAGUGUCAGAAACUGACGGACGACCACGUUCAGUUCCUCAUAUACCAGAUCCUCCGGGGUCUCAAGUAUAUCCAUUCAGCAGACAUCAUCCACAGAGAUCUGAAGCCCAGUAACUUGGCAGUGAAUGAGGACUGUGAGCUCAAGAUCCUGGACUUUGGUUUGGCAAGACAUACUGAUGAUGAGAUGACGGGUUACGUAGCAACCAGGUGGUACCGCGCCCCAGAGAUCAUGCUUAACUGGAUGCACUACAACAUGACAGUUGACAUCUGGUCGGUGGGCUGCAUAAUGGCGGAGCUCCUAACCGGAAGGACGUUAUUUCCCGGCACCGACCAUAUUAACCAGCUGCAGCAGAUCAUGAGGCUGACAGGAACGCCCCCGGACUCUGUCAUUAGCCGGAUGCCCAGCCACGAGGCCAGAAACUACAUUAACUCCCUUCCCCAGAUGCCCAAGAGGAACUUUGCUGAUGUGUUCGUUGGCGCUAACCCACUAGCGGUGGAUCUGUUAGAGAAGAUGUUGGUUCUGGACACUGAUAAGCGGAUCACAGCGUCAGAGACCCUGGCCCACCCCUACUUCUCCCAGUACCACGACCCAGACGAUGAACCAGAGUCUGAGCCAUACGACCAGAGCUUUGAGAGCCGUGAGCUGGAGAUAGAGGAGUGGAAAAGGUUGACCUAUGAGGAGGUUUGCAGCUUCGAGCCCCUGCCAUUCGACGGAGAUGAGAUGGAGUCCUGAGGGAACUAGGGUGACGUCAUUGAUAAUCUCGCCUCCUUCUCUUAUGGAAUUGUGUUGAGGAGGAAGUGGCAUGUAGACAUUGAACUCGGGCCAGUGAUGCGUUUCCUCCCCUAAUGGUUUAGGUUAGGAUCUGGGAGUAGGUUGAGCUUAUCUUAGAGGCAACUUCCUGCCAGAGCACACAACCUUGUGUGAGGACUAUCAACUCCCCGGACUAUUUAACAAACAAACAAACGGGAAACCACGACAUUCAAGUGUCUGCCGUCGUUCAUUUCUGGGGACACUCUCGGGUUAGAGGUCAAGGGUUAAAGGUGACCGACCCCACCCUCCAGGUUGCUGUAUUAUGUUAUAUUGUCUGUGUUUUGGUCUCUGGGCCGAACUGGGGAAAUUACUUUGUAAUAUUGUAUCUACUGUUUGUGUGUUUUAGAAUAUCUGUUAAGUUAGCAUCAGAUUUUCACAUUGUUUGCAAAAAAGUAUCUUAUUUAAUAAAUUCCUGGAAAAGGUGCUCAGUUCAAUAUGGCAAAAACAAUCAACCACAUUAUUUAAUUUAACAAACCACUGGUACCUUCAAACAUCUAUUUAUGAUUUUAGGUUGGUAGUGUAUAGCCAGAUGUUAUUUUACCUCCUUUUGGAUCGAAUUCAGUAGGAAACCCAACAGUGUAAAUCACCUCUGCCCUUCUAUGACAAACGUUCUGUCUCCACAGUCAAUCUGUACGCUGUUGUUAUGCCUGCCAGUGUUUUACAUAUGUAAAUAAGGCUGCACUCUUGUAAAUAAAUGAUA
Salvelinus namaycush (lake trout) is the source of this 2199-nucleotide messenger RNA. Its product is annotated as mitogen-activated protein kinase 14A-like. The coding region runs from base 336 to 1421 and encodes 361 amino acids. Gene Ontology annotation, molecular function: ATP binding; MAP kinase activity. The transcript has 12 exons. Gene Ontology annotation, cellular component: nucleus; cytoplasm. Gene Ontology annotation, biological process: intracellular signal transduction; protein phosphorylation. The record is from RefSeq and is a predicted model, not a curated record. Lineage: Eukaryota; Metazoa; Chordata; Actinopteri; Salmoniformes; Salmonidae.